Molecule: messenger RNA, 1047 nt
Organism: Rhizopus microsporus ATCC 52813
Lineage: Eukaryota; Fungi; Mucoromycota; Mucoromycetes; Mucorales; Rhizopodaceae
Product: proteasome-domain-containing protein
Exons: 6
Coding region: 56-865 (269 amino acids)
Cellular component (GO): proteasome core complex
Molecular function (GO): threonine-type endopeptidase activity
Source: RefSeq, a predicted model, not a curated record
ACUAACGUGUCUAUGGGCAACAAUUAAAGUCUCUCUUUUUUUUUAUUAAUAUAAAAUGACAAUCAAUACUGGAUUAAAGAAGGGCGGUUUUAACUUUGAUAAUUGUGGAAGAAAUGCAGCAUUGGAAGCUAAGGGUGCUAAACCACCAAAGGCAACAAGCACAGGUACUACUAUUGUUGGUCUCAUUUAUAAAGAUGGUGUUUGCUUAGGUGCUGAUACAAGAGCAACUGAGGGACCUAUUGUCGCUGAUAAAAACUGUGAAAAGAUCCACUACAUUGCUCCCAACAUUUACUGUUGUGGUGCUGGUACAGCUGCCGAUACUGAAUUCACAACCAACUUGAUCAGCUCUCAAAUGGAAUUGCAUUCUUUAGCAACUGGAAGAAAGGCUAGAGUUGUUACAGCCAUGACAUUAUUAAAGCAAAUGCUAUACAAAUAUCAAGGCCAUAUUGGUGCAGCUCUUGUUCUCGGAGGCUUUGAUGUUACAGGUCCUCAACUUUAUACAGUAUAUCCUCAUGGCAGUACUGACAGCUUACCAUAUGUCACCAUGGGCUCAGGCUCAUUGGCUGCCAUGAGUGUAUUUGAAAGUAAAUGGAAGCCUGAUAUGACUCGAGAGGAAGCCAUUGAUCUUGUCAGAGAGGCUAUUGAAGCUGGUAUUUUUAAUGAUUUAGGAUCCGGUUCCAAUGUGGAUGUCUGUGUGAUCACAAAGGAUUCAACUGAAUACCUUCGAAACCAUGUUAGACCCAAUGAAAGAGGAGUCAAGGAACAAAGCUAUAGAUAUCCUAGAGGAACAACGGCUAUUUUAAAGGAAUCUAUUACUAAAUUUGUAACUGUGUCAGAAGGCGAUUCUAUGGACUUGACUAUGUAAUAAAGCAUAAAGAUAUCAUGACUAAAAUUAGCAGACGCUUUUUUUGUUUAUUUUCUCCGAGUUUAUAUAUAUUUUCUAUAUUUUUUUUUUUUUCUCUUUUUCUUUUCUACCUUUUUUAUACAUAUAAAAUCUCUCUUUUUCUCUCUCUUUCUCUCUCUCUCUUUUCUUUUUUCUUUUUUUCU